Messenger RNA from Daldinia decipiens, 2151 nucleotides. Its product is annotated as kinase-like domain-containing protein. Gene Ontology annotation, molecular function: ATP binding; protein serine/threonine kinase activity. Bases 11 to 1969 code for a protein of 652 amino acids. Lineage: Eukaryota; Fungi; Ascomycota; Sordariomycetes; Xylariales; Hypoxylaceae. Gene Ontology annotation, biological process: peptidyl-serine phosphorylation; peptidyl-threonine phosphorylation. The record is from RefSeq and is a predicted model, not a curated record. The transcript has 3 exons.
UUCGCUAAAAAUGGCUCAUGUCUCUAGUAAUAUCGCUCCGGCUGCGUCCGAGGCUACUGUUACCGAUGAUCCUGUAGGGCCCAGUCAAAUAUCCCAGUAUAAUCGCGACCCCAAGUCAUGCCAACCUCUCCUCAAUCUACUUUUUGAAAGCAUGAAUAAGCAUCCUGAUGGCAAGAAUUUCUUAACGCUACAUUGCCUGAGGAAACUUCUCUUUAGAUCGAGAGUCCAGAACUAUCUCCAAGAAUUCUUUGAUAACGCCAAUGGACCUGAUUAUCCCUCGCCAACCGAGAAUAUGGAAUACUACUUGGGGCUUAUCUGCGCUGAUGGCCAACCCGGUGCUAACUCAAUUACAACUGAUGGCAAGACAUAUAUCCGACUUUUCGCAUCACUGGUUUUGGCUGAACAAGCCACAUAUAUAUUUAAAUUGAUAGAUGAUGGUAUAUGCGACCAGAAUCUACCUAUCAUCAAGGGCCCCAAUGAUAACUGCUCGCUAUAUACCAGUAAGUGGAACAUACGAGAUAAGAUUGAAUUCAAUUCAUAUCAAUGGAGAAUGAAUGUUCCGUUUCUAGAACGCGGCAAACAUAAGGAAUUCUCGAACGAGGUUGUUAUGCCCUUUCUCGAUAAUACUUCGUCCAGGCCUAACAGUGACGCGCCCGAUCUCCCGGAGACGAGAGGGGGAUAUGGUGAAGUAUCUUCUGUCGAGACGAGAGGGGGAUAUGGUGAAGUAUCUUUUGUCGAGAUCCAUUCGAAGGCUCAUAACUUUUGCGACGAACCUUGCCCGCCCGUAUUUAAAAAACGUCUUUUCGCGCUCAAAAAGCUUUACGGAACUGCGAACUGUGAGCGAAACAAGAAAGAUUUCCAAAAGGAAGUAGAGAUGCUUAAAAGAUUUAGUGGUAAUAUACAUCCACAUAUUGUAACUGUCUUGAUGACUUACAAGCAUGAAAACCGUUACUGUUUUCUCUUCCCACGGGCGGAAUGCGACCUGGAUCAAUAUUUCCAACUGAAUACCAACCCAAAAGGAGAUGUCAAAACUGUUCGGUGGCUCGCUGGACAAUGCCUCAAGCUCACGGAGGCCGUUGACACAGUUCACAAUCCCCCGGGGCAGGGCUCCUUGCAGCCGAAUGAAAGGUUAUACGGCCGGCAUGGCGAUAUAAAGGCAGAGAAUAUACUUGUCUUUAGUGCCGAGGGUAAGGAGGACGUCCUCGUUCUUUCAGACUUUGGGCUUGGUUCUAUGCAUCACGACUGGAGUAAAUCUAACAUUCCAAACAAGAAUAUUACGUGGACUCCACCCUUUCGGCCGCCUGAGUGUGAUAUGGAAAACGGUUACAUAAGUAGGGCCUUCGAUAUCUGGACUCUCGGCUGCCUUUUCCUUGACCUGUUGACCUGGCUCCUCGGUGGCGAAGAGCUUAGAAAACAGUUCCUCGAAAAGCGUAUGACGCCAUAUAUUACCGGAUGCAAUAUGCCCAUCUACUUCGAAAUCAUAACGACAGAAAAUGGAAGAACCGGUAUUAUUAUAAAGGAGGAGGUGAAAGACUGGUUCGUCACAAUGCACCAUCAUCCUCACUGCACCCACUUCAUGCACGAAUUCUUGGACUUGAUCGAGAAGAAAAUGCUGAUCGUGGAGACAGAAGUCGACAAAAGAGCAAGAACGGGCGAAUUGCUCAAAGAUCUGAGGUUGUUUCAUGCCAAAUGCACCGGACCAGGUAAUAACGAAUACUGUUUCAACCAACAACCCGAUAAAGAUCGUCUAAGCAUUCGUCCCAUUAUUGCCGAAGGAUCAUUAAGUGAAGAUGCAAGGGACCGUAUCAGAAAGUCGAAGAUUUGCCUCAGGAGAUUCAGUGGUCCCACACAAAGGGCCGAGCAAAACUUGGAAGAAGGAGAUGAAUUGUUGAGGAACAUCCAAAUUCCUCGAAAUAUGCAGGGCUCGGUUCAAUCCAACGCUAAUCAACACGUAUGGCACACAUACUAGGUUAGUCGAUUUAACAUGGCCGUGUAGUUAAUCUACUCAUUAAGAAUGAUUUUUGGCGAGUGGAUUCUGAUGGAUAGAUUGAAUUGAUCAGAGCCCUGGAAUUAAUAUGUAAUACAACUAAGGGGAUAAAGGCGUGGGCAUUUAUUUAAAGUCUUUUUAUUAAAUUCAUCGAAUUAUUAUGG